GCGGAGCAGCCACAGGCCGCAGCGUCUGUAUCCGUGUCGGAAAAACAUGGCGGACCGCCUGACGCAGCUGCAGGACGCCGUGAACUCGCUCGCGGAUCAGUUCUGUAACGCCAUCGGAGUGCUGCAGCAAUGCGGGCCUCCCGCCUCCUUCAGCAACAUCCAGACAGCCAUUAACAAAGACCAGCCCGCGAAUCCCACGGAAGAGUAUGCGCAGCUCUUCGCAGCUCUCAUUGCACGGACAGCAAAAGACAUUGAUGUUCUGAUCGACUCCUUACCCAGUGAAGAAUCAACAGCUGCCUUACAGGCUGCCAGCUUAUAUAAGCUUGAGGAGGAGAACCACGAGGCCGCCACGUGUCUGGAGGAUGUGGUUUACCGGGGAGACACGCUUCUGGAGAAGAUUCAGAGCGCACUUGCGGAUAUCGCACAGUCACAGCUGAAGACCAGGAGCGGCACGCACAGCCAGAUGCUGCCGGACUCAUAGCACCGCACGGCCGUGUGGCUCACCGAGAAACUGUCUGCAGGCCACCAAGAAAUGGGUGUCCCAAUUAAUGUCAGCCUUACCAACAGUUGCAGAAGCAUGCAACAUUAUGAUGCAUUUUACCUUUUCUGUUUUUACUCCUGAUAAUAAGUAAGCUUAUAAAGUUGUGAUUGGACUAGCUUUA
Molecule: messenger RNA, 662 nt
Organism: Ochotona curzoniae (black-lipped pika)
Lineage: Eukaryota; Metazoa; Chordata; Mammalia; Lagomorpha; Ochotonidae
Gene: MED21
Product: mediator complex subunit 21
Exons: 4
Coding region: 47-481 (144 amino acids)
Biological process (GO): regulation of transcription by RNA polymerase II
Cellular component (GO): mediator complex
Molecular function (GO): transcription coregulator activity
Source: RefSeq, a predicted model, not a curated record